Molecule: messenger RNA, 2448 nt
Organism: Xylaria bambusicola
Lineage: Eukaryota; Fungi; Ascomycota; Sordariomycetes; Xylariales; Xylariaceae
Exons: 3
Coding region: 144-1847 (567 amino acids)
Cellular component (GO): FACT complex; nucleus
Molecular function (GO): nucleosome binding; histone binding; DNA binding
Source: RefSeq, a predicted model, not a curated record
GCCUGUUUAGGCACCACUUUUCCUAGGCGGCGCCAUUGCCCAGCGCAAGCAGGUAUCAACCUUUCUUCCAGCCUCGCUGCCAUCACCAUCCAUUUUUUUUAGAGAGAGAGAGAGUUGCUAUCCCACCAACAGGCAUAUCCAUAAUGGCAGCUAUCGAGCAAUUCGACAACAUCUAUCUAGACUUAUCGAAGGAGUCGGGGAAGUGCAGAUUCGCCGAGAAUGGCUUGGGUUGGAAACCUUCCUCUGGUGGCAAUACCUUCACACUCGACCGUGGCGACAUCGUGUCCGCUCAGUGGAGUCGCGCCGCGAAAGGCUUCGAAGUCAAGAUUCUAAAGCGAUCAUCCGAACUUGUCCUGCUCGAUGGUUUUCAGCAAGAAGACUUCGAACGGCUCAGCAAGCUUUUCAAGCUCUGGUACAGCAUCAAUCUCGAAUCGAAGGAACAUGCACUGAGAGGGUGGAAUUGGGGAAAGACCGAAUUCAGUAAAGCCGAGCUUGUCUUCAACGUCCAGAACAAACCCUCGUUCGAGAUUCCGUACACCGAAAUAUCUAAUACAAAUUUGGCCGGUCGCAACGAAGUCUCCGUCGAGUUCACGCCCUCAAAUGAAGACGACACGGGAACGAAUGGCCACCUUGGUGGCGCGAGAGGGCGGGGGAAGAAGUCGGGCGCAGGAAAGGAUCAAUUAGUUGAGAUGCGAUUCUACAUUCCAGGCACCACCACCCGCAAGGAGACCGAAGGUGAAGAAGCAGGCAGUGAUGCUGAGCAAGAAGAGAAGAACGCUGCUACAUUAUUUUAUGAAACACUGAUGGACAAGGCUGAGAUUGGAGAGACGGCUGGCGAUGCCAUUGCUACUUUCCUCGAGGUCCUGCACUUGACACCACGUGGACGAUUCGAUAUCGAUAUGUACGACUCUUCAUUCCGCCUUCGUGGUAAGACGUACGACUAUAAGAUUCAAUACGAUGCUAUUAAGAAGUUUAUGGUACUUCCUAAGCCUGAUGAAUUACAUUUCAUGCUUUGUAUCGGUCUAGACCCUCCUCUUCGCCAAGGACAAACAAGAUAUCCAUUUGUUGUCAUGCAAGCAAAGAAGGAUGAGGAGGUCACCAUCGACCUAAACCUCACUGAUGAGGAGCUCAGUCAAAAGUAUAAUGGAAAACUAGAUGCUCAUUACGAGCAGCCUCUCCACCAGGUUAUUACCUAUAUCUUCAAGGGCCUUGCCAAUAAGAAAAUUACCUCGCCAGCCAAGGACUUCAUGACACACCGACAACAAUAUGGCAUCAAAUGUUCGAUCAAGGCGGCCGAAGGCUUCUUAUAUUGUUUAGAGAAGGCGUUCAUGUUUGUACCCAAGCCGGCUACCUACAUCUCGUAUGAUCAAACAGCAUCCAUUACCUUCUCUCGCGUUAGUGGCGCGGUAUCGGCUCUCUCAACCUUCGACAUCCAAGUUCACAUGAAGAGCGGGCCAUCACAUCAAUUUAGCAACAUCAAUAGAGAGGACCUGAAGGCGCUAGAAGGCUUCUUCAAACUUAAGGGCCUGCGCGUUAAGAAUGAGGUUGAUGAGGAGGCGAACCUGCUGGCCGCUGCGCUCCGCGAAGAAGCCAUGGAUGAUUCUGAAGAGGAGGUUGUUGGCGCUGGGGCCGACCGUGGAUCUGCUGACGAGGAUGAAGAGUCCGUCGACGAGGAUUUCAGGGCCGAGAGCGAGAGCGACGUCGCAGAGGAAUACGACUCUGCACACGAGUCAGAUGGCUCUGGCAGUGACGAGAGCGGCGUCGACGACGAAGACGAAGACAUGGCCGAUGACGACGAUGAAGAGGAAGAAGAGAAACCCAAGGCGAAGAAGCCAAAGACGAAAUAAAAGAAACAAGAAGACUUCUGAUGCUAUGAGGAAGGAAAAUUCGGACUGUCUCCUUUCCUGCUUGGUUGGUGGGGUACUAAAUACGAAGAUAUCCGAUAAUCGUUAAGGAAUCCGUCUUGCUACCUAUGGAAAAAAGAAAUUCGGCGGCGUUGGGAGUGUAGGCUAGGACCCAGCUAGCUCUAGGCAUUUGGGUUUUUUCGCGCUUUGAUUUUUUCCCCCCUGUUCCGGUCGACCCAUGCGUGAGCGUGAGUAAUUCAAUCAAUCACUGUAAUUAACGAGUAGAUUAAUGGGAUGGAUGGCGCGACGUUUUAUCCUGACAGAGAAUGAGGAUGAAACAAGAAGCAAGCAAGCUUUGAGCUCAAGAUACAUUGGUUGGUUCCGUGCUGCUUGCAUAUGAGAUGAACAUAGACAGACUGAUGGAUGGAAGAAAUCUUCUCUAUUUAUUGGGGAGAAAAAAAGAUGUGAUGAUAAAUAAUUCAGUCUUUCCAUCUAGAUUUCCAUCCUGUUCUGAAGAGUGAUUUCUCAUUUCCGAUUACUGAUACUACCUAGUCGUCGAAAACACAUUCUCUACGCUACCCUUCACCUAAGUCCGACAUGCACA